AUGUCGAACACCGACUUUGUUGGCAAAGCCAUCGCGAUCGUCAAGAAGGCCAUCGAGGAGGACACGGCCGGCAACUACGAGGUGGCCUACCAGCAGUACUACCAGGCCCUCGAGUGCUUCAUGCUGGCCCUCAAGUGGGAGAAGAACCCCAGGAUGAAGGAGUCGAUCCGCGGCAAAGCCGCCGAGUACAUGGAGCGCGCCGAGAAGCUCAAGACGCACCUCAACGAGAACGCAAACAAGAAGAAGCCCAGCAAGCUCGGCGCCAACGGCACCACCAGCAACAAGAACGACCCGGACGAGGACACCAUGGACCCCGAGAGCAAGAAGCUGCGCGGCGCGCUGGCCGGCGCGAUCCUGACGGAGAAGCCGAACGUGAAGUGGGAGGACGUGGCGGGGCUGGAGGGCGCGAAGGAGGCGCUGAAGGAGGCCGUCAUCCUGCCGAUCAAGUUCCCGCAUCUGUUUACGGGGAAGAGGAAGCCGUGGAAGGGGAUAUUGCUGUAUGGCCCGCCCGGGACGGGAAAGAGUUACUUGGCGAAGGCGGUGGCGACGGAGGCGAAUUCGACGUUCUUCUCGGUCUCGAGUAGUGACUUGGUCAGUAAGUGGAUGGGAGAAAGUGAAAGGCUCGUGAAACAGCUCUUCACAAUGGCGCGGGAGAACAAGCCGUCAAUCAUCUUCAUUGACGAGGUCGACGCCCUGUGCGGAACCCGAGGAGAAGGCGAGAGCGAGGCCAGCAGGAGAAUAAAAACCGAAAUGCUGGUCCAGAUGGACGGUGUAGGAAACGACACAUCCGGCGUCCUCGUCCUCGGCGCCACAAACAUCCCAUGGCAACUCGACUCUGCCAUCCGGCGACGAUUCCAACGCCGCAUCCACAUUGCCGUCCCCGACAUGCCCGGCCGCAUGCGCAUGUUCGAGCUCUCCGUCGGCUCCACGCCCUGCGACCUCACGCCCAAGGACUUCAAGACGCUCGCACAGAUGUCCGAGGGCUACACCGGCUCCGACAUCAAUAUCGCCGUGCAGGACGCGCUCAUGCAGCCCGUGCGCAAGAUCCAGACGGCCACGCACUACAAGCGCGUCGGCGACAAGCUCACGCCGUGCAGCCCCGGCGACGCCGGCGCGCAGGAAAUGACGUGGAUGGACGUCGACCCGAAUGAGCUGCAGGAGCCCGCGCUUGUCCUGAAGGACUUUGUCAAGGCGAUCAAUAACAGCAGGCCCACGGUGAGUAAGGAGGAUGUCAAGAAGAGUGAUGAGUGGACGCAGGAGUUUGGGAGUGAGGCGUAG
Morchella sextelata is the source of this 1278-nucleotide messenger RNA. RefSeq lists its product as uncharacterized. Bases 1 to 1278 code for a protein of 425 amino acids. Gene Ontology annotation, biological process: vacuole organization; endosomal transport. The transcript is spliced from 4 exons. The record is from RefSeq and is a predicted model, not a curated record. NCBI's taxonomy places the organism in Eukaryota, Fungi, Ascomycota, Pezizomycetes, Pezizales, Morchellaceae. Gene Ontology annotation, molecular function: ATP binding; ATP hydrolysis activity.